Messenger RNA from Zophobas morio, 981 nucleotides. Its product is annotated as thioredoxin-related transmembrane protein 1-like. Gene Ontology annotation, cellular component: endomembrane system. The record is from RefSeq and is a predicted model, not a curated record. The transcript is spliced from 6 exons. Lineage: Eukaryota; Metazoa; Arthropoda; Insecta; Coleoptera; Tenebrionidae. Gene Ontology annotation, molecular function: disulfide oxidoreductase activity. The coding region runs from base 22 to 816 and encodes 264 amino acids.
CCUCCGUCGUCUUUUUCCAAUAUGGCGCGUGGUGCAGUGACGUGUUUGAUUAUUUUUGUUGUAAUUUGUGGUUUUCUGAAUGUAAAAGGACAAAAAGACAUUAUAUUAUUAAAUGAAGACAACUGGACGGACAUGCUGAAGGAUGAGUGGAUGGUGGAAUUUUACGCACCGUGGUGUCCGGCUUGCAAAGGACUCCAAGACACGUGGAAGCAGUUCGCUGCGUGGGGCAUCGAUAUGGGUAUCAAAGUAGGCCAAGUAGACGUUACAGCAUCCCCAGGUUUGAGCGGCAGGUUUAUGGUGACCGCCUUGCCAACCAUAUUUCAUGUCCUCAACGGCGAAUUUAGACAAUAUAAAGGUUCCAGGGAUAAAGAGUCCUUUAUGUCGUUCGUAGUCGAAAAGAAAUGGCAGCAAGUCGAACCGGUGCCUUAUUGGAAAUCGCCCAACUCCGUACAAAUGUCGAUUGUUUCCACAUUUUUCAAAUUAUCGCAAACUUUAAGGCUUAUUCACACUAAAUUGAUGGAAGAUUUCGGUCUCCCGACGUGGGGAUCCUAUUUGAUUUUCGCUAUUGCAACUAUCAUUUUGGGGGCGCUGCUGGGUCUUGUCCUGGUUUGUUUGAUCGAUCUUAUCUACCCUCCUAAGCAACCCAUAAUAAUCACAACGGAGAAAAGGAAGUUAAAAGAAUCUGAUGAUGAAUUGGGUGAUGAAGACAUAAAGGAUGAUCUGCUGGACGACGCCGAAGUGUCAGAUCAAGAGAAAAGUAAGAGCAAUCCCAGCAGUCCUAACGCGAGGAAACGCAAAUCAAGAAGAGCGGAUUAACAAAAGAAGGCUGCAAAAUUUGAGACUUAUUCCAGUGACAGUUUGGGGUGUGAACUAACAAUAAAUGGAAACGAUUAAUAAAUAAUUCCAUGAAGAUAUUCGAAUUUUCUAUUAUUAUUAAUAUUAUUGUAGAUUUUUUCAAUAAACUUGUGAUGUUAUUUUUUA